Messenger RNA from Sceloporus undulatus (fence lizard), 5213 nucleotides. RefSeq names its product transient receptor potential cation channel subfamily M member 8 (gene TRPM8). The transcript has 26 exons. Gene Ontology annotation, cellular component: membrane. Gene Ontology annotation, biological process: calcium ion transmembrane transport. Gene Ontology annotation, molecular function: ligand-gated calcium channel activity. The record is from RefSeq and is a predicted model, not a curated record. NCBI's taxonomy places the organism in Eukaryota, Metazoa, Chordata, Lepidosauria, Squamata, Phrynosomatidae. The coding region runs from base 256 to 3534 and encodes 1092 amino acids.
GGGAGAGAUGACACAAAUGAAAAGGUGGAGCUCUGGAGAUAGGAAGUCUCAAAAUCUCCCUGUGGCAUAUGUCACUUUCCUCAGAAUGGUGGAGGAGUUUUGGGACAGUCCUGUAAUCCCGUGGAGAGAAAGGAGAGGUUGUUUUUGACGAACCAGGCCAUCAGAACUGUUUGAUAAAAGAAGUGUUUGUAAAGACAACUGUGGAAACUGGAGUAGGAGUUAAAAGCUGGAGUUACUUCCUCUUCCAUAAACAUCAUGAGAAGUCGAAGAAAUGGUACCUUGGAGAGCUCAAAAAGUCUUUACUCGAGUAUCUCUCGUAGCACAGAUCUAUCAUACAGUGAAAGUGAUUUGGUACACUAUAUUCAAGAGAACUUUAAGAAGAGAGAGUGUGUCUUUUUCACUAAAGAUGCCAAGUCAAUCGACAACCUGUGUAGAUGUGGAUACUCGAAAACACAACAUAUACAAGGGACUCAGAUCAACAGCAAUGAAAAGUGGAAUUAUAAGAAGCACACUAAAGAAUUGCCCACGGAUGCCUUUGGAGAUAUUGAAUUUGAAAACUUAGGCAAGACAGGGAAGUAUAUUCGCCUGUCAUCUGACACAGACUCUGAAACACUCUAUAAUCUCAUGACCCAGCACUGGCAACUGAAAACACCCAACCUCAUCAUCUCUGUCACAGGUGGAGCCAAAAAUUUUGCUUUAAAACCACGCAUGCGUAAGAUUGUUAGCAGACUGAUCUACAUUGCACAGUCUAAAGGGGCCUGGAUAUUCACUGGAGGAACUCAUUAUGGAUUGAUGAAGUACAUUGGGGAAGUUGUAAGAGAUAACACUAUCAGCAGGAGUUCGGAAGAGAGUGUGGUUGCCAUUGGUAUAGCUGCCUGGGGAAUGGUUUCUAACCGUGAGAGUUUGAUCAGAAACUGUGAUGCUGAGACAUAUUAUUCAGCACAUUACAUCCUGGAUGACUUCAAGAGGGACCCAUUGUACUGUCUGGAUAAUAAUCAUACACAUCUAAUUCUGGUUGAUAAUGGUACACAUGGAUACCCAGCUACAGAGGCCAAGCUCCGAACCCAGUUAGAAAAAUAUAUUUCGGAACGCAUUAUUCCAGAUUCUAACUAUGGUGGCAAGAUUCCAAUUGUGUGUUUUGUCCAGGGAGGUGGAAAAGAAACUCUGAAAGCAAUUAACACUGCGGUGAAGAACAAAAUUCCUUGUGUGGUGGUGGAAGGUUCUGGACAGAUUGCUGAUGUGAUUGCAAGUUUAGCAGAUUCAGAAGGCACGCUCACCUCCUCCUCUGUCAAAGAGAGAUUGCUCAGAUACCUGCCACGGACUCUUUCCAGGCUCACCGAAGAGGAGACUGAAAGUUGGAUCAAAUGGAUCAAAGAAGUACUUGAAAAUCCUCAUCUGCUAACUGUGAUUAAAAUUGAAGAAGCUGGAGAUGAAAUUGUGAGCAAUGCCAUAUCCUAUGCUCUUUAUAAAGCUUUCAGCACAAAUGAGCAAGAUAAAGACAACUGGAAUGGGCAACUGAAAUUGCUUUUGGAAUGGAACCAGCUAGAGUUGGCAAGCGAAGAGAUUUUUACUAAUGAUCGACGUUGGGAGUCUGCCGACCUUCAGGAUGUCAUGUUUACAGCCCUGGUGAAGGAUAGACCAAAAUUUGUUCGUCUUUUUCUGGAAAAUGGAUUGAAUCUGAGGAAGUUUCUCAGUAAUGAUGUUCUAACUGAGCUCUACACCAACAACUUCAGCAGCCUGGUGUUUAAGAACCUACAGAUUGCAAAAAACUCGUACAAUGAUGCUCUCCUUACAUUUGCGUGGAAGAUGGUGGAGGAUUUCAGGAGAGGCGCCAAAAAAGAGGAUAAAAACGGAAAAGAUGAUAUAGAGAUACAGCUGCUGGAUAUGUCUCUUAUUACCCGGCAUCCCCUACAGGCCCUCUUUAUUUGGGCAGUCCUUCAAAACAAAAAGGAGCUAUCCAAAGUGAUUUGGGAACAGACUAGAGGCUGCACGUUGGCAGCAUUAGGGGCAAGCAAACUCCUGAAAAGCUUGGCUAAGGUUAAGAAUGAUAUCAAUGCUGCAGGGGAAUCGGAGGAGCUGGCCAAUGAAUAUGAGACACGAGCAGUGGAGCUGUUCACUGAAUGUUAUAGCAGUGAUGAAGAACUGGCUGAACAGCUUCUAAUAUAUUCCUGUGAGGCUUGGGGUGGAAGUAAUUGUCUGGAGCUUGCUGUGGAAGCCAAAGAUCAACAGUUCAUUGCUCAGCCAGGAGUACAGAAUUUUCUUUCAAAACAAUGGUAUGGAGAAAUAUCUAGAGACACCAAGAACUGGAAAAUCAUUCUGUGCCUUUUCCUUUUCCCCUUAAUAGGCUGUGGCUUCAUCUCCUUCAGGAAGAAGCCAAUUGAGCGGAGCAAAAAAUUGUUGUUCUACUAUGCCUGGUUCUUCACAUCACCCUUUGUUGUCUUCUCUUGGACAGUCAUCUUCUACAUUGUCUUCCUCCUGUUGUUUGCCUAUGUCCUGCUUAUGGAUUUCCAGAAGUCACCCACCAUGCUGGAACUGAUCCUCUAUGUGCUGGUCUUCAUCCUGCUUUGUGAUGAAUGGUAUAUGAAUGGUAGCAAGUACUUCUCAGAUCUAUGGAAUGUUAUGGACACCCUUGGGAUUUUUUACUUCUUAACAGGAAUAGUGUUCAGGCUCCACUCUUCAAAUGAAACAUCUUGGUAUUCCGGCAGAGUAAUUUUCUGCCUUGAUUACAUUAUUUUUACUCUCAGGCUGAUCCAUAUUUUCACAGUAAGCAGGAACCUAGGCCCCAAAAUAAUAAUGCUUCAGAGGAUGCUGAUCGAUGUCUUCUUCUUCCUCUUCCUCUUCGCGGUAUGGAUGGUGGCAUUUGGUGUAGCCAGACAGGGGAUACUACGGAAGAAUGAACAGCGCUGGGAAUGGAUAUUCCGAUCAGUCAUCUAUGAGCCUUACCUUGCCAUGUUUGGCCAUUAUCCUACUGACAUUGAUGGCACCACAUAUGAUUUUGAUCACUGUACCUCCAUUGGAAAUGAAUCCAAGCCUUUGUGUGUAGAGGUGGAUUCCAAUAACCUGCCACGAUUCCCAGAGUGGAUCACUAUCCCAUUAGUGUGUAUCUACAUGCUAUCAACCAAUAUCCUCCUGGUUAACUUGCUAAUAGCCAUGUUUGGCUAUACAGUUGGAUCAGUUCAAGAGAACAAUGACCAAGUAUGGAAAUUCCAGCGCUACUUCUUGGUUCAAGAGUACUGCAGUCGAUUAACUAUACCUUUUCCUUUUGUCAUCUUUGCCUAUAUCUACAUGGUCAUGAGAAAACUUUUAAAAUGCUGUUGCAAAAGUGAAUCUAAACCACCAUCCAUUUGCUGUUCAAGAAAUGAAGAUAAUGAAACACUGGCAUGGGAAGCUGUCAUGAAAGAAAAUUAUCUAGUCAAAAUCAAUACGAAAGCUAACGACUCAUCAGAAGAAAUAGCCCAGCAGUUUAGACAACUGGAUAUCAAGUUGAAUGAUAUGAAAUGUCUUCUGAAAGAUCUUGCCAGCAAGCUCAGAUGAAAGCAGCCUGGAUCUAAGAGGACUCUUCCAGCAGAGUAAACAUCCAUAGUGGAGGAACAUGACUUGAACAAACAAGAAUUAUCGGUUUCUUGUUGGAUGGGAAGAAAGACUUCCAUAUGUUCUCCUCCCCCUUUUCUUUUUACUGAAGUGUAUUGUUUUGAGGAUAACUCUUAAGCACAUUUGUUUAAGUGAAAUGUAUCAUUUAAAAAUGGAAGUAUGAGGGGAGUGCUGAAAAUUUCCUGGCCCAACCAAGAAGAGAAUGACCUAGAACCACAACACUUACAUGCUAUUCCACAUAUUGACCCCAAAGUUUGACACUCUUGGCACAGUGUUGAGUCAUUGCAAAAAAUUAUUACAAGAUUGAUCAAAUGUUGCAAAAUCAGCUUGGAGGUAUCCACUCAAUUUCGUUUCUGGUUAGCAUUCAAACAUUUUGGCACCCACUUGGCUGACAGCCUCUGCAUAGCCAACUGGUCAUGAGUUCCCAGGAUAUUUCUAGUGUCUCAGCAAGUGUUUUAGCUGAGAUUCACCUAUCUGGUAACCUCUCGUCUCGAUUUCUGCAAUGCACUCUACAUGGGGCUACCCUUGUGCUAUGUUUGGAAGCUUCAGUUGGUACAAAAUAUGGCAGCCAGGUUGGUCGCUGGUAAAUCCAGAUUUGACCACAUUACUCCUAGUCUAAAAUCCCAAAAUCUCAAACUCUCCAUGCUGAAAGUUGGUAUACCACUUACUUCUUCACAGCUGAAUAUGGGGGAGGAGGGCACUUGUAAUUCAAUGUUUGCAUCAUACAUUCUUCCGGGUUUUUUUUGGGGGGGGGGAGUUUCCUCCUGCAGGAGAAGGACCUUAAUGACAGCCCAGAGUUCUGCACUUAAAAAUUCCACGCUUUUCAUUGACAUGACUCUAUCAAUGAUCUGAGAAAAGUCAGAAAUUAGAGCUACAGUCCUGAAAAUUGGAUGUUUACAAUACAAAAGAACAUUCUUUCAAGAAAUAUUGACAAAAUUAUGGUCAAAUUUUGGAAAGUGGGUCAGGCCGAGAACUUUUUAGCAUCCCCUCAUACUGAAUCUUUCUGAGUCUUGGUGUUAAUUUCUACAGACGUUUGCCCUUUGGUGUCUAAGCUGACAGAGGUUUUAACUUGAUGAGUAUCUAAUCAUCCAUAGCUAUGAGAUAUACGCUCAGGCAACUAUUCAUACCAAAUCAUGGCAGAUUGCCUUGAUUUCUGAACAAUUAUUGGAGCGUAGUAAUAAUGAUAACUGCUACAGCUAAACAGCUGUAUCCUCACAGAUAUAGAAAGUUGUUGGAGAAUGUGACAAGUGGAAUUCAGAGGAAGUAAAUGGAUCAUGAACAGCCAUGCUAUUAGGCUUUAUAACCCUUGAACCUCUUUCAGUGUGAAAUUCUAUCCUUCAAUCCCUUUCAGUGUAAACUCUCAUCCACAGUUUCACUUACCUUUGGGUGAACACCCCCCUUCUCUACUCUUCAAAUCUGCAAUUCCUAUAGAAAUAAAAGACGAGGCCUCUAGAUAAUCCUUAAUUGAAAGGAAAAAAAACACCCCAAAAUAGUGUUACUUUCUAUUAAUGAUGCUGCUAAGAUUUGGAAAACUUCAAGAGCAACUGAAAACCAGUUUGGAAACAAUGAGAUUUUUACAAUUUGAGCCAAUGAAAUUGGCUAGAUGCAAAUAAGAUGAAAAC